UAGAAGAAGCGCGAGUUGCCCUGGGUAACAAAGUUCGGUUGGAUUUCAAAUGUCUUUUUGUUCCCUCCAUAUGUGUUCUGUGUUUCAGGUUGACAGCGCGGCACUGCGUAGUGCACUAUGCAUCACUGUGGAGUCAUUUGGGACGCAGCCGCUCCAUAUUUGAUUUGAGCAGUGCUCGCUAAAGUUUCUACUUGUAAUCUGUUUUAUCGUUAAUUACGAAAGACUCAUGGAGCUUCUGCCCAUCCUUGGCCCAGAAGAUAAGCCCAAAGAAAAGCAGUGGUAUGUUCUGGUGCCCCGAGGUGAAGCUCCUGGACUCAGCGUCGGACACACCUGCAUGUUCGUUCCUUCAGCCAGUGAGGGAAAAGGACGGAUCGUGAUUGUCGGUGGGGCCAAUCCAAGCGGCAGCUUUUCACACUCCUCUAUUAUAAAUCUCGACAGACAUGAAUGGGAUAUCCCUGAUUGGGAAGGUCUACAGGCAAGAUAUGAACACUGUAGCUUUGUGUCCGAGCGCGACCCUGAGAGCAUGUGGGUGUUCGGAGGAGCUGAACAGAGUACUAACCGGAACUGCGUUCAGGUUCUACGCACCACAGACAGUGUUCCAUGGAGGACAGUGGAGGUGAAAGGGACACGCCCGAGCCCAAGGACGUACCACACUAACUCGGCCUGUGUUAAAGACAGAUUGUUCGUCUUCUCAGGUGGAGAGACGGGGGCCACGCCCGUGACUGACCCCCAAGUGCACGUCUUUGACACAGUAACCUGCACAUGGUCACAGCCAGAGAGUAAAGGAAAGCCUCCUUCAUCACGGCACGGUCACGUGAUCGUAGCCGUCGGAUCCGUCAUCUACAUCCACGGAGGGAUGGCAGGAGAGAAGUUCUACUCUGAUAUGUUCUCCCUGGAUACAGAGAGCAUGAAGUGGGAACGUGUGAAGGCUAAAGGAGACGUUCCUCCAGGAACAGCAGCUCACUCCGCUGUGGUUUUGGGGAAAAAUGUUUAUAUUUUUGGAGGGAUGACGGCAGACGGAGCAAGCAAUUCCAUGUACAAGUUUCAGAGCGAUAAACAGCGCUGGACUCUGAUGAAAUUCGAAGGUGACCUUCCACCUGACCGACUGGACCACUCCAUGUGUGUGGUGCCUUGGCGGGAAAGGAACGACGUCAGUGUGGCGGACGACAAAACAGAAAGGCGUGAGGCGGAAACGAAGCAUCUGUGCUUCGUGUUCGGAGGCAUGGAUACUCAGGGACUCAUUUUCAACGACUGUCUAGUGACUGUGUUAACAUGAUGCUCUUUAGUCACUUGUUUUUAUACAUAAACACUUGACUAAACCUGUCUGUAAAUGUUUAAAGAUUGAUAAAAUAGUUAUACCUUAAAGGGUGGGUAUAAUUAACUAAUAACCAUAUAAGGAACACAGCCACUCAGGUUUCAGAACAGAAAACAGAGAGAUUUAUGCAUGGUUAUUUUAAAAGUAGUGAAAACACCAAGGCAAAAGGUUGUUUUGUGUAGAACAUUGCUAAAAGGUGUGAAUUUUGUUUAAAAGGUGCUUAUUCAAGAAAACUGAACACGAUAAGGAAACAAGGCUAAAAAUUUAAGUUAUUCUAUGUAAUCAAGUUGGCUGUAAGCCAUGUGUGAUGAGAUUGUGGAUAAAAUGAGUUAUUCCAUUCA
Molecule: messenger RNA, 1656 nt
Organism: Neoarius graeffei (lesser salmon catfish)
Lineage: Eukaryota; Metazoa; Chordata; Actinopteri; Siluriformes; Ariidae
Gene: rabepk
Product: Rab9 effector protein with kelch motifs
Exons: 8
Coding region: 227-1276 (349 amino acids)
Molecular function (GO): protein binding
Source: RefSeq, a predicted model, not a curated record